UUUGUUUCUGUAAUGCAUAAAGGCCACGAGGUGCUAACUCGUACUGGCCUGUUACUGAAAAUUUGAAUAGCUUUUACUUUGAACUGUUCUCAUAGCUUAACAUCGUUGGAUCGGGAUGGCUCUGCUAUUUCAUGGCGAGUCAAGAUGGAAAAUCUUCAAGCAUCACUUAUUUUGGAUAAAGAUUUGCGAAAUUGUGUUUCCCCUUUUGAUUUUUCCAUUUUGUGUGACAUUCAAAGAUCAUGCCUCUUUACGUACUGAGGAUAGUGUCAACUGGCUCAAUAUCACAGUGAAAUACCCAUUCAAAUACUAUGAAAACACAACAGCUCUCUAUAAUGGUGAAGACAGUCCUCUGAAGUUUAGCUUUGAYGAAGCUAUCAGUGCAUGUGUCCAACUCUUUGUAAUUGUGACAAUUGUUACAAUGAUUCAAGCAAUUUUCAUGGUGCUAUUAUCAUGUGUUCUUCAUAGAAGGCAGUCACUGGGUCAAGCAGUUAUGUACACUGUAAGUUAACAAAUAAUGAUUGAGUAUAUGUAAUGUAAUAAGUUCCAUCUGAGUGAUUGUUUGUCUCAACUUCAAACUUCUAGUGUUCCUCAAGUCUAUCACCUUUUUGAAUCCCAGGAAUAGAAAUCCCAAGAACAGAAUUUCUUGGUACUUAUUUAUUAUAAGUAGUUCCCCAAAAAUGAAACCCCUCAAUUCUAAUACUAGUAAGUAGUGGUUGGUAUUGUGUUUUUUUUCCAGAAAUAUUACCUAACACUCUCCCUCCCUAUCCACCUCCCCUCCCCCUCUCUAAUAGCUCAAAACUAAAAACAAAAUUAGCUUCAAAACUGCAUGAUUUCGUUUUAAUUACUUCAACUUUCCCUUUCAUUUCAAACUAAGUAUUUUAUCCAUGUUAUCGACGUCAUUUUGCACACAGCUUAAACAAUCAGCAAGCAUACAGUGCAGAAUGGCUUUGAGAGCGGGGAAGAGGGGGUAUUUCUU
Messenger RNA from Exaiptasia diaphana, 976 nucleotides. RefSeq lists its product as uncharacterized. The transcript is spliced from 2 exons. The coding region runs from base 116 to 508 and encodes 130 amino acids. The record is from RefSeq and is a predicted model, not a curated record. NCBI's taxonomy places the organism in Eukaryota, Metazoa, Cnidaria, Anthozoa, Actiniaria, Aiptasiidae.